AGAAAGAAAGAAACAUACUAAAUGAAAAUUUAAAAAAAACAGAAUGAAAGAGAAAAAAGAAAUAAAAAAAGCAAUAAAAAACAGCAGGAAGAUAGCAUUAAACAUUUCGAGACUUGGUAAAAUUCCUCUCUUUUCAGUGCCUCACUAUCUGUCAAAUUUUUGGCAGUCUCUAUAAAUAUAUAUAUUGGAAAAACAAUAUUCGAAACCUAUUUCUUAGAAGAGACUGAUAUAUUUUGGAAUAACUUUCUCUUUACCAUUUUUUUUUCUUUUCUUUCCUAAAUCACAACAUAAUUUCUGUAUAUCUUCAAUUCGUACACCACACAAACAGGUGCUCACAGAUAGAUUGAUUGAUUGAUAGAUAGAUAGAUACAUACAUACAUACAUACAUGUAUACAUAGAUUGAUAUAGAUAUAUAGAUAUCUUACACAGACACACACGCGUACGCACUUAUACACGCACGCAUACGCGCAUAGAUAUAUUUUCAGAUGUUUAUUUCCCCAAUCCGAAUUUCCCAUUUCCCGUCCGCCUUUUUAACCUUGUGACAACGGUUGGAAAGAAAUAUCCGGCUAGUUCUAAAUUCUGAAGGUGGACCAUUAUAAACGGAUUGCAUUACACCGGCCAAAAAGGAAAAAAAAAAAAAGAAAAAGAACCAAAAAAAAAAGGAAAAAACACUGAUAGUCUACUUUUGACGGCUUCUUGUAGUUGUUUUUUUUUUCUUUCUUUACCUUCUUUAAAAAUGCAAAUCAAAGGUCGGUGUGAUAAAAGAAAAAUGCAAUCUGGAAGUAUAAUAUAUACACCAAAAUUCAUAACAGGCUUAGUAGGUCGAAUACAACAGAACAAAAUGUUUGUGAAACUUGCUGCCUUUUCUGGCCUGGGUGUUUUACUCGUCCACUCAGCCAGAAUACCCGUUUCUCUGGCCGGGCUGGGUGUGUUUGGUGCUUAUGUUGUUACUGGUGGAUGGCAUUUCAUAUGGGUGAUUUGCAACACGUUAGGACGAGAUCUAUGGUUUAAAGUUCAGCAACAUACAAAGAACCGUGAGACAAUCGGUACACUCUUCAAGAAGGUUGCAGACAGCCAUCCGAAUAAAAUCGCAUUUCGCAUUGAAGACAGAAUCUGGAAUUACCAGAAUGUCGAGGACUAUUCCAACACCAUUGCCAAUCACUUCCUGCGAGCUGGCUACCAUUCCGGUGAUGUUGUGGCAUUAUUCAAAGAAAGCUGCCCUGAGUAUGUUUGCAUAUGGCUAGGUCUGUCAAAAAUUGGCAUCAUCACGGCGCUGAUUAAUUUCAACCUGCGAGGAUAUUCCCUGUUGCACUGCAUAAAUGACGCACAACCCAAAGCUAUUAUUUGUGGGUCGGAAUUGGCGAAAGGUAAUGUACCCUUCCGGUCAAAUGAUCUCACAGGAGCUCUGUCAUUGAAACCUCUUAAUACAGAUAAGCUAAUGUUUAUAUACACAUCUGGGACAACUGGAUUACCAAAAGCAGCUACAAUAACCCAUUGCAGAUAUUUCUUCAUGGCGUACGGCAUCAAGCAGUUUCUCCAGGUAAAAGAGUCCGACGUCCUGUACAACACUCUGCCGCUGUACCACUCAGCUGGUGGCAUUCUUGGAAUCGGUCAAACCUUACUUGGUGGAACGACCUGUGUUAUUCGCAAGAAGUUCUCUGCCAGUCAGUUUUGGAUAGACUGUGUCCACUAUGGCUGCACUGUAUCUCAGUACAUUGGUGAGAUAUGUCGCUACCUCCUGGCUCAGCCAAACAGACCUGAAGAAAAACAGCACAAACUACGACUCAUGUUUGGAAAUGGGCUACGACCCCAGAUUUGGGAACAGUUCCAGAAACGGUUCAGCAUCGAACAGAUUGGAGAGUUUUAUGGUGCCACCGAGGGCAACUGCAGUCUGAUUAACAUCGACAACACAGUGGGUGCUGUUGGAUACACAACAAGAAUUUUACCGUUUCUCUAUCCUGUCACCUUAGUGAAAGUAGAUGAAUACACAGGAGAACCGGUGCGUGAUACAAACGGAAUCUGUGUAAAGGCAAAGCCAGGCGAACCAGGUCUGCUUGUGGGGAAGAUUGUGAAGGGAGACCCAACUCGGGAGUUUGAUGGUUAUCUCAAUCAGAAAGAAACAAGCAAGAAGAUAAUUCCUGAUGUUUUUAGAAAAGGUGACAGGGCCUUUGCCACUGGGGAUAUACUUUCUAUGGACGCCUUUGGCUACAUGUAUUUUCGAGAUCGGACAGGAGACACGUUUCGAUGGAAAGGAGAAAACGUAUCGACAUCAGAAGUAGAAGCUGUUAUAAGUAACAUUUUAAAACUGCAAGAUGUUGUAGUGUACGGGGUGGAGAUUCCAGGUGUUGAGGGUCGUGCAGAAUGGAACGGUUAUUCUAAUUUUAUUCUUUAUUUUUCGUUAGGUACAUUCAAGAUUCAGAAAACUGAACUGCGAAAGGAAAACUUCAACGUAAACCUCACAGGGGACAGAAUUUAUUAUAUGGAUAGUAGCUCAAGGAAGUAUCAGUUAAUCACUCCGGACAUCUACCAGGAUAUUUGCAGCGGGAAAAUAAGAUUUUAACAUUCCAGUAUUGUGAACAUUUUUCUAUAGAGAUAAAAAAAAAGAACAAAAAACAAAACAGUAAUGAUGAUGAUGAUGAUGAUGAUCAUAAUGAUGGCGGUGAAAAUGGUAAUAUGAUAUAAACUAGUUAGAUAUUUCCCAUGAGCAAAAGUGAAAACUAGUCGGCAAUUUGGAAAGGUUUGGUUGAAAUUUUGGGGAAUUUUUUUCCCUUGGAAAACGACCAAACUUAAUUGUGAACGCUUGCACUUUUACCAGAUUCGAACCCCUAGUUUAAAUUCAAGUCCCUUUGGUUUUCUCCUUUGUCUAAUCUUACAGAUGUACGUAUAUAUACUCUUUCUAAGAUACAGCUAUUAAUAUAAUUAUCUUCAUCUCUGACCACGUGUUUUCGUAAGGGGAGUCAACUCGAUAGUAGUACCUCCCUUGGUCACUGAAAUAUUAGUUUUACUAUCGUACGACGAGUAACAGUUGAUAGUAUCAGAUUAUGUUAGAUCUGUAAUUUAUUGUGAAAUAGAAUUUAUAAGUUGAAGGUUGGCAGUUUGGCUUCUAGGUGGACUGAGCUCACGGCUUUUGCUACCACGAAUCCCGUAACCUAAAUCCACUUUAUUUUAUAAUAAUUAUAUUUUUAAUCUAAUAAAUAUAUUUAUUUUGGAAA
This is a messenger RNA of Octopus bimaculoides (California two-spot octopus), 3212 nucleotides long. RefSeq names its product long-chain fatty acid transport protein 4. The record is from RefSeq and is a predicted model, not a curated record. Gene Ontology annotation, biological process: long-chain fatty acid metabolic process; long-chain fatty acid import into cell. NCBI's taxonomy places the organism in Eukaryota, Metazoa, Mollusca, Cephalopoda, Octopoda, Octopodidae. Gene Ontology annotation, cellular component: endoplasmic reticulum membrane; plasma membrane. Gene Ontology annotation, molecular function: long-chain fatty acid-CoA ligase activity; long-chain fatty acid transmembrane transporter activity.